AUGAGCAAACAAAAGUCGACAACAACUGUUAUCAGUGGUGCAGCAGCGAUGCCUAGCACCACCACUAUUACCAACGCGAACAAUCGUGCUGCUGCUGUGCUACCUCGACCUAGGCGUCGGGUUCUUCAAAAUUUCCGGCUUCUAUGGCUUGAUGCCAAAUUGGAUGAGUCCAAUGACGAUUUCAAGAAAUCGUUUCGACGCCUGCGACGUGUUGUAGCAAGCAUCGAAACAUUUAAAGAUGCUCAAGAAUGCAUUGAUUUUCUCAGUGCCGUUACAAAUCAAAAGGUAUUUAUGAUCGUAUCUGGUUCACUGGGACGGCAAAUAAUAGCAGAUAUUGAAGCAUGGCCACAACUGGAGUCAGUCUAUGUAUUCUGUCGCAACCAAGCAGCUCAUGAACAAUGGGCCAAUAAAGUACCAAAGGUUAAAGGUGUAUACACAAAAAUCAAACCGAUCUGUAAGGCCUUGCAAAUCGAUCGCGAAAAUUGUGAUCGAGCAAUGAUCUCGAUCAGCUUUAAUGGUCGUGAUGCCUUAUUUAUGUAUACGCAAUUAUUAAAAGAAGCACUUUUGGAAAUUGAAGAUGACGAUGUCAAAUCAAUUAAAGAUCUCGUAGAGUACUGUCGUCUUCAAGAUGAUGUUGAUGAAGAUGAAAUAAAAAAAGUGCAGCGAGAAUACCGAAAUCAUACAUCAAUUUGGUGGUAUACGGCUCCUUAUUUCAUGUACUCAAUGCUCAAUCGUGGGCUCCGAGAAAUGGAUGUCGAUAUUAUCCUGAAAAUGGGCUUUUUCAUACGUCAUUUACAUCAACAUAUUACCGAAUUACAUCGUGAACAACAAGGGAACAUGCCAACAAAUUUUCAAGUCUUCCGUGGACAAGGUUUGUCCAUGGAAGAUUUUGAAAAAAUGAAAAAAACCAAAGGAGGACUUAUGUCCUUCAAUAAUUUCUUAUCAACAAGUCGCAAUCGCAAGAUUUCCCUGGAAAACUUUGCACUACCAGCUACAAACAAUCCUAAUUCAGUCGGCAUCCUCUUUAUUAUGAACAUUGAUACGGCUAUUUGUACAAAAUCAUCAACACCAUUUGCUGAAGUAAGUAAAGUUGGGUACUACAAAGAUAAAGAGGAAGAAAUACUCUUUUCAACACAUGCGAUUUUUCGUAUCGAUCGCAUUGAACGAAUUCACGAUAAUCACUCUGAUAGGCUAUACGAAGUUAAUCUCACUAUUGUGGGUAAUGACAAUCAUGAAUUGAACACACUUACAGCACACAUACGUAAGGACCUUGGUGUGCGCACAGGAUGGUCUCGACUAGGUCGUAUACUAAAAAGAGUGGGCGAACCUGCAAAAGCCGAACAACUCUAUCAAAUUCUCCUUGCAAAGGCGUCUUCUGAUGAAGAUCGAGCGGAAUACAAUUAUCAACUUGGCUGGGUGUAUAAUGACAUGGGCGAGUACUCAAAAGCACUUUCAUCCUAUGAACGAUCACUUGAAAUCCGUAAAAUAGCUCUCCCUCCGAAUCAUCCCGACUUGGCUGCUUCCUACAACAAUAUCGGUAUGGUGUAUCAUAACAUGGGCGAGUACUCAAAAGCACUUUCACAUUACGAAAAGGCACUUGAUAUCGACCAGAGAGCUCUUCCACCAAAUCAUCCCGACUUGGCUUCUGACUACAACAACAUCGGUGCGGUGUAUGAUAACAUGGGCGAGUACUCAAAAGCACUUUCAUCGUAUGAACGAUCACUUGAAAUCCAGAAAAUAGCUCUCCCUCCGAAUCAUCCCGACUUGGCUGCUUCCUACCUCAACAUCGGUUCCGUGUAUAAUAACAUGGGCGAGUACUCGAAAGCACUUUCAUCGUAUGAACGAUCACUUGAAAUCCAGAAAAUAGCUCUCCCUCCGAAUCAUCCCGACUUGGCUUCUUCCUACGAAGGUAUCGGGUUGGUGUAUAAAAACAUGGGCGAGUACUCAAAAGCACUUUCAUCGUAUGAACGAUCACUUGAAAUCAAGAAAAUAGCUCUCCCUCCGAAUCAUCCCGACUUGGCUACUUCCUACAACGGUAUUGGUUUGGUGUACGAUAAAAUGCGAGACUAUUCGAAAGCAUUAUCAUACUUUGAGAAAGCACGUGGUAUUUGGGAAAAGGCUCUCCCUUCAAAUCAUUGGUAUAUUUCACAUGUAAAAGGAAACAUUGAAAAUGUAAAAAAGAAAAUGUAA
Molecule: messenger RNA, 2190 nt
Organism: Rotaria sp. Silwood1
Lineage: Eukaryota; Metazoa; Rotifera; Eurotatoria; Philodinida; Philodinidae
Source: the annotation of a GenBank genome assembly